AUGGAGCUGAUCACAAAUGUCACCGAGUAUGAGAAGCUCGCUAAGGAGAAGCUGCCGAAGAUGGUGUACGACUACUAUGCCUCCGGCGCAGAAGAUCAGUGGACGCUCAAGGAGAACAGGGAGGCCUUCUCCAGAAUUCUGUUUCGACCACGGAUACUGAUUGACGUCUCCCGUAUCGACAUGGCCACAAACGUCCUGGGCUUCAACAUCUCCAUGCCUAUUAUGAUUGCUCCUACAGCCAUGCAGAAAAUGGCUCAUCCUGAUGGAGAGCUUGCUACGGCAAGAGCAGCAGCCUCUGCAGGAACAAUAAUGACAUUGUCCUCAUGGUCUACUUCCAGCGUUGAAGAGGUCAACUCAGUUGGGCCAGGGAUACGUUUCUUCCAGCUCUAUGUCUACAAGGACAGGAAUAUUGUACGGCAACUCGUGAAAAGGGCUGAAAUGGCUGGCUUUAAGGCUAUUGCACUCACGGUAGACACUCCAAUACUUGGCCGCAGGGAAGCUGAUAUAAAAAACAGCUUCACCUUACCUCCACAUCUGGUGUUGAAAAACUUUGAAGCGCUGGAUCUUGGCACGAUGGACAAGACAAAUGAUUCUGGUUUCGCUUCCUAUGUUGCUGGUCAAGUUGACCGCACUCUUUCCUGGAAGGACAUCAAGUGGCUGCAGACAAUUACCUCGUUGCCGAUCUUAGUGAAAGGGGUCGUGACCGCAGAAGACACUAGACUUGCAAUUGAAAAUGGCGCUGCUGGGAUCAUUGUGUCCAAUCACGGCGCACGCCAGCUAGAUUAUGUUCCUGCAACUAUCAGCUGCCUGGAAGAGGUCGUGAGGGAAGCGAAAGGCCGGCUGCCGGUGUUCCUCGACGGCGGCGUCCGCCGUGGCACGGACGUGUUCAAGGCCCUGGCGUUGGGAGCUUCAGGAGUGUUCAUUGGAAGGCCUGUACUGUUCGCCCUUGCUGUGGACGGCAAGGCUGGGGUGAGGAAUGCACUGCGAAUGCUGAGGGAUGAGCUCGAGAUCACCAUGGCGCUGAGCGGCUGUACGUCGCUGAAAGAUAUCACCCGCGAUCGCGUGGUCCUGCAACCAGAUCGGUUCCUAAGCGAGCUGACGAGCAUGUACGAGCGGAGCACGGAGAAGGGAUCCGUGUGGGUCACCAUGAAGCGAUCGACUCUCAAGAGCAAGGCACAGUUGCAGAAGAUGGAGAAGAAGGGGCAGGAGGUAGAGCACCGGUGCCUCAUCCGUGCCUCUGAUGGCAAGAAGAGCAUCUCAACCUCGGUCUCUCUAAAGGAGUACGCAAAGUUCCAAGCUUCAUACGCAACAGUUCUUAAGGCCCAUAUGCACGCUCUGAAGAAAAGGGAGAGGAAAGACAAGAAGAAGGCUGCAGAUUCUGAGAAGGCAAUCGAGACCGCACCCAAGAAGCAGAAGAAAGCAUCUUCAAAGAAAUCUUCGGGGUCCAAGUCAUAA
Miscanthus lutarioriparius is the source of this 1455-nucleotide messenger RNA. NCBI's taxonomy places the organism in Eukaryota, Viridiplantae, Streptophyta, Magnoliopsida, Poales, Poaceae. The record is from the annotation of a GenBank genome assembly.